Macrosiphum euphorbiae (potato aphid) is the source of this 1956-nucleotide messenger RNA. NCBI's taxonomy places the organism in Eukaryota, Metazoa, Arthropoda, Insecta, Hemiptera, Aphididae. The record is from the annotation of a GenBank genome assembly.
AUGGAUGCUAUACUUGACUCGAUUCCUCAGUUAAUCAAGGAUAUUGAACAACUGGAGGACUUCAAAGCGGAGAAGGAGAAUGAACGACAACUGUUGGAAUCUCAAAACCAAAAACUCAGAUACAGGUUGAAGUUGUUAAAAGAGGCUGCAGUUAAAGAGUCAAAUGAGGAAUCAAAUAUGGACUCAAUAAAUAUUGAAGAACAUGCUUUGAUUAAUUUACAUUCUAUAUUAAUCAGUUUGUUUUCAAACGCUAUUAAAACAGCAUAUCCGACAUUAGAAGACAUUGGCCAACCUGCAGUAUCUGCUGGUAGUAAAUUUGCUGAUUAUCAAUGCAACGCAUCAAUGCAAAUAUGUAAACUUUUGAAAGCAAAAGGUGAAAAUGUGUCGCCUAAUGUAGUUGCUAAAAAACUAGUGGAAUGUUUAGGACAAUGCAAUAUUAUUGAAAAAGUAGAUGUUUCUGGACAAGGUUUUAUCAAUGUAUGGUUAAGUCGUAAUAAGCUUAGAGACAUUCUACAGUUUGUACUGGAAAAUAAAUUGAAGCCAAAACCAUUAACUAAUCCACAGAAGAUUGUAAUAGAUUUUUCAUCACCCAAUGUUGCUAAAGAAAUGCAUGUUGGUCAUUUAAGGUCAACAAUUAUUGGUGACAGUCUAUGCCGUGUAUUUGAAUUUAUUGGUCAUGAUGUAUUGAGAAUAAAUCAUAUUGGUGACUGGGGCACACAAUUUGGUAUGUUAAUUGCUCUACUUCAAGACGAGUUCCCUAAUUACAAGACCGAGUCUCCUCCUAUAAACGAUUUGCAACAAUUUUAUAAACAAUCCAAAGUUCUUUUUGAUAGUGAUUUAGAGUUCAAAAAACGGGCUUAUGACUGUGUUGUUAAAUUACAAAGUAUGUCACCUGAUCAUGUUCAAGCAUGGAAAUUGAUUUGUGAUGUAUCAAGAAAAGAAUUUCAAAAAAUAUAUGAAAGAUUAAAUAUCAGCAUCAUUGAAAGAGGAGAAUCAUUUUACCAAGGCCGUAUGGAAAAUGUAGUUAAAGAUCUGGAAAACAAAGGAUUUUUGGAGAAUGACGAUGGUAGAAAAAUUAUGUGGAGUCCAGAGUCCUCAAUACCAUUAACUGUAGUAAAAUCUGAUGGUGGAUUUACGUAUGAUACAUCAGAUAUUGCAACAUUAAAACAGAGAAUUGAGGAAGAAAAGGCUGAUCGGAUUAUUUAUGUCGUUGAUGCUGGACAGAGUGUACAUUUUGAUACUUUAAAAAAAUGUGCAAUUCACUCAGGUCUUCUAGAUCCAUCUAAAGUUCGCAUGGACUUUGUUGGUUUUGGUGUAGUGUUGGGUGAAGAUAAGAAAAAGUUUAAAACCCGUUCUGGUGAUACAGUUCGUCUAGUUAGCCUUUUAGAUGAAGGUAUAAAAAGAGCAAGAGAUAAACUAGUGGAAAAAGGCCGAGACAAAGUAUUGACCGAUGAAGAAUUAAAAUUAGCAGAAACGGCAGUGGCUUAUGGUUGCAUUAAGUAUGCUGAUUUAUGUCAUAAUAGAAGUCAUGAUUAUGUAUUUUCUUUCGAUAAAAUGUUGGAUGACAAAGGAAAUACAGCGGUUUACUUGUUGUAUGCACUUACAAGAAUAAGGUCCAUAAUUAAUAAUUUGGGCACUCAUACUCAAGACUUAAAUGAGCCUAUUUCACUUGACCAUGAUAAAGAAUGGAAACUAGCCAAGACUUUGUUACGGUUCUCAGAAGUACUAUCAAAAAUAACUGAAGAUUUUUGUCUCCAUCAUUUAUGCGAAUAUCUUUAUGAUGUGGCUACAACAUUUAACGAGUUUUAUGACAAUUGUUAUUGCAUUGAAAAAAAUCCUCAAACUGGUGAAAUCGUUAAAGUGUUUACUGGAAGAAUAUUGCUGUGUAAAGUCACAGCAGAGUACAUGAAUACGGGAUUAAAUUUACUGGGCAUCAACACGGUAUCUCGAAUGUAG